This is a messenger RNA of Patella vulgata (common limpet), 1523 nucleotides long. Its product is annotated as retinol dehydrogenase 7. The transcript is spliced from 6 exons. The coding region runs from base 1 to 1098 and encodes 365 amino acids. Gene Ontology annotation, molecular function: oxidoreductase activity. Lineage: Eukaryota; Metazoa; Mollusca; Gastropoda; Patellidae. The record is from RefSeq and is a predicted model, not a curated record.
AUGCCAAGUUUUCUUGAAAAUCUAAGUGUCCAGACACUGGAAAGGAUAUUUGGUGUUGUUGUUCUACUGUCUGUAUAUGUUAUAUAUCAACAGUAUGUAAUUGUAACAAUACUUAGUGUAAUAAUAUUAUAUAUAACUUUAUAUUAUUAUAAAAAGAAACAAGAAAAAUAUAUACCAUUAACUGGACAAAGUGUCUUAAUAACAGGAUGUGACACAGGAAUUGGCCAUAAGUUAGCUGUUCGUCUGGGUAAAAGUGAUGUUACUGUUUUUGCUUGUUGUUUAUCAUCAUCCAGUAAAGGUGCUUUAAAGUUGAAAUCUGUUGGUAGUAAUGUUCAUGUUUUAUCUAUGAACGUUAAAUCAGAUGAAAGUAUCGAGGAAUGUCUACAAUAUGUCAAGGAAAGAUGCCAAGACAAAGGUUUAUGGGGUAUAGUAAACAAUGCCGGGAUAGUAAGAUGUGGUGAUGUAGAAUUAACAACAAUGUCUGUAUAUAAAGAUGUAGUAGAUGUUAAUUUAUUUGGAAUGAUUAGAGUUUGUAAAGCGUUUAUUCCACUUGUAAGAAAAGCAAAAGGUCGAGUUAUUAAUGUGACAAGUGUCCGAGGCAUAAUAUCUUACCCAGCAUUUUCAGCCUACAGCAUGUCAAAGUUUGCGGCGGAAGCUUUCUCCGAUUCACUCCGAAUGGAAAUGAGUAGAUUUGGAGUAAAAGUGGUUAUUGUGGAACCUGGUAAUUAUGGUGGAGCUACUGGUUUGUGGGACGAAGAAAAUAAAGAGAGAAUUUUGAAUAGCGUUGAUGAAAUGAAUUCGGAGGCUAGUUUGGAAGUUUUAGAUACUUAUGGAAACGGUUAUCUGAGAAAAUUGGCGCAGAAUGGCAUAGAUGGUUGCUCUACAACUUACCCAAACCUUAAUCCUGUUACUGACGUUCUUUAUAAUGCCAUCUUUAAUUUAAAUCCCCAGACAAGAUAUUUAAUAGACGGCAGUAAUAAAAUCUAUGACAUCGAUUGUGUAAUGGGACGUCUGCGAUCAUUUGUUCCUACUUGGAUGAUGGAUUAUGUUGUAAUGACGUAUUAUGGGCCACCUAAACCACCAGUAGUCGAACCAUAACAUGGAUUAUAGAACACAUUCUGAAUAAAACUGGAAAGACGAAAUUGCUUCUAUGUUCCGUAUUAUCCCCCUUCAACCGACCCGACGAAUCGGGCAAAAAGAAAUGUCGCAAAAUUAACUUUGAACAUUUUAUAUAACACUAAGCGUAUAAUUUCGUCGUCUUAGACCGUUCGACUGCCGUCCGUUUAUAAAUUGUUUCUACAGUGGACAGAAGUUUUGAUGGAAUACACAUGGGUUCACUGAUUAGUCUUUGACAUAUUUAGCAUUGAAAGAAUUGCUACAAAUAUUUACGAAGUUAUUUCCCUCGCUUCAAAACAUCAUUCACAAUUUUGAUGAACAAGCAAACAGUAAUCAAUUUAUUUUUUAUACAAAUUCGAUGAAACUUGCAGAAUGCGCUUGAUUCAGAAUUUUCAUUGACAAUUUUG